This is a messenger RNA of Penicillium daleae, 1008 nucleotides long. RefSeq names its product putative mitochondrial carrier protein (Pet8). Gene Ontology annotation, molecular function: S-adenosyl-L-methionine transmembrane transporter activity. The record is from RefSeq and is a predicted model, not a curated record. Bases 1 to 1008 code for a protein of 335 amino acids. NCBI's taxonomy places the organism in Eukaryota, Fungi, Ascomycota, Eurotiomycetes, Eurotiales, Aspergillaceae. The transcript has 2 exons. Gene Ontology annotation, cellular component: mitochondrial inner membrane.
AUGACACAGCAAGCCGACAGGGAGCCAUUGGUCUCCUCCCUGUGGACGAGGUCUCUCCUGUCCGGCGCCGUCGCAGGUCUCACCGUUGACUGCUCCCUCUAUCCCCUCGACACUAUCAAAACUCGUCUCCAAAAAGCACGCGACACAACCGCACCCCAGGUCUCCCGCCUCUCUCUACGCCAAACAAUCCGCGGCAUCUACGCAGGUCUCCCCUCCGUCCUCUUCGGCUCCGCCCCAUCCGCCGCAUCCUUCUUCAUCGUCUACGACGGCGUCAAACGCUCCCUCCUCCCGCCAUCCUCUGCCUCCUCCGAACCCCCCUCCCGCGCCCAUGUCUUCUUCACACACUCCCUCGCCUCCUCGCUCGGUGAGAUCUCCGCCUGCGCCGUACGUGUACCAACAGAGGUGAUCAAACAGCGAGCCCAGGCCGGUCUCUUCGGAGGCUCUACUUUGCUAGCGCUGAAGGAUAUCCUAUCCCUGCGACACGCAGUGCCGGAAACGCAGAGCACUGCUGGUUCAGGCUCCGCCGCCCCCGUCAAGCGUGGCUAUGGCCAAGUUAUCCGCGAACUCUACCGCGGCGCUGGCAUCACCAUCGCCCGCGAGAUCCCCUUCACCGUCCUCCAAUUCACUAUGUGGGAAUCUAUGAAAGCCACCUAUGCGCAGCGGUACCUGCAGCGCACCGAGGGCACUGCCACGAAGGAGGCCCAAAUUCCUGCAUCCACGAGCGCAAUGUUCGGUAGUGUGGCCGGUGCGAUUGCGGCUGGUCUGACGACCCCGCUGGACGUCAUCAAGACGCGGGUUAUGCUUGCGCGCCGGGGGGACGGCGGGGUGGAUGCCCCGGUGCGAGUGAAGGAGAUUGUGCGGGGGAUUGCGCAGGAGGGUCUUGGUGCGUUCUGGCGGGGGAUUGGGCCACGGGUUGCGUGGAUUGGAAUUGGCGGGGCGGUAUUCUUGGGGAGUUAUCAGUGGGCGUGGAAUACGCUUGAGGGGACGACGACGGAGGAGGAUGAUUGA